Messenger RNA from Penicillium cinerascens, 672 nucleotides. Its product is annotated as 60S ribosomal protein uL16. The coding region runs from base 1 to 672 and encodes 223 amino acids. Gene Ontology annotation, biological process: ribosomal large subunit assembly; translation. Gene Ontology annotation, molecular function: structural constituent of ribosome. The record is from RefSeq and is a predicted model, not a curated record. Gene Ontology annotation, cellular component: cytosolic large ribosomal subunit; ribosome. Lineage: Eukaryota; Fungi; Ascomycota; Eurotiomycetes; Eurotiales; Aspergillaceae. The transcript is spliced from 3 exons.
AUGGCCCGCCGUCCCGCCCGCUGCUACCGCUACUGCAAGAACAAGCCCUACCCCAAGUCCCGGUUCAACCGUGGUGUCCCCGACGCCAAGAUCCGCAUCUUCGACCUCGGUCGCAAGAAGGCCAACGUUGACGACUUCCCCACCUGUGUCCACCUCGUCUCCAACGAGUAUGAGCAGCUGUCCUCCGAGGCCCUCGAGGCUGCCCGUAUUUGUGCCAACAAGUACCUCGUGAAGAUCGCCGGUAAGGAAGGUUUCCACCUGCGCGUCCGUGUGCACCCCUUCCACGUCGUCCGUAUCAACAAGAUGUUGUCGUGCGCUGGUGCCGAUCGUCUUCAGACCGGUAUGCGUGGUGCCUUCGGUAAGCCCCAGGGUCUCGUUGCCCGUGUGAACAUCGGCCAGGUUCUCCUGUCCGUCCGCACUCGUGACGUCCACCGCGCUACCGCCAUCGAGGCUCUCCGCCGCUCCAUGUACAAGUUCCCCGGCCGCCAAAAGAUCAUUGUCUCCAAGAACUGGGGUUUCACCCCCGUACGCCGCGAGGAGUACGUCCAGAUGCGCCAGGAGGGCAAGCUCAAGCAGGACGGUGCCUACGUCCAGUUCCUGCGUGGCCACGGUCUCAUCGCCGAGAACAUGAAGCGCUUCCCCGACGCCUACGAGAACGCUUCUCAGGCUUAG